AUGGGGAAUGAUGGUGGUGUCAUUGCCGUGAAGCGCAAGUUCAUGCGUCAUGCAAACGUUAAGGUACGUGAGGAGAAGGCCAAUCAGGAGGUACAGCGCUUGGAAAAGGCACGUACGUGUGCACUGUCUUCGCUGCCACUACAAGAGCCCGUGGUAGCGUGUCGCCUGGGUAACCUGUUCAAUAAGCAGACAAUUUUGGAGCAUUUGCUGGCCAAAUCGAUGCCUGAGUGUUUUCAGUACAUUACGUCACUCAAGGACGUGGUGACAUGUCAGGUGAAGGUUGAUAAAGAAGAGGACGCGCUUUGGCGCUGCCCCAUCACGAUGGUCGAGUUUAACGGCAAGCAGCCCUUUGUGGUGCUAUUUAAGUGCGGCUGCGUGCUGUCCGAGCGUGCUUUUAAGGCUGUCAACACGUCGGAGUGUUUGGUUUGUGGCAAGACUUUUGAAGAUCAGGAUGUAGUGACGCUGCUGAUGGAGGACGAACAAUACGAAAAGCAGAAGAAGCUGUUGGAGCAAAAGACGGUGGAGAAACGAGGCAAAAAGAACAAGAAGAAAGUGAAGCAGAUGAAAGAAGCAGGAAAGGAGAAGGACACGCACGAACACAAGAAAAACAAGAGGAGCAAGAGGAAAGCAGAUCAGUUGGGUGAAUCAGGUGACACAAAGCUGACCAAGAUUGCGAGAGAUGCUAGUGAAUCCAUUUUGAAGGCCAAGGAGAAGAGUCAAGUGUUUGCAUCAAUUUUUUCAAAGAACAAGAAGGAGAAAAGGAGUGCGAAUGAUUUGCUCAUGACGAUUGGUGGCAUGCGCUACACGUUAUCGUAG
Molecule: messenger RNA, 816 nt
Organism: Peronospora belbahrii
Lineage: Eukaryota; Oomycota; Peronosporomycetes; Peronosporales; Peronosporaceae
Source: the annotation of a GenBank genome assembly